AUGGACAAUUUACCGGCGGGGUUUGACAAGGAUCUGUUAAAGGCGGCACUGGCAUCGCUACGCGAUGAGGACAGUAGCGGCAGCGGGGGCGGGGGAAUGGAGUUGACGGACGAUUUGGUCUCCCGCGUGGGGCAGCGCCUGCAGCACCUGCAGGCCCUCGCCGCCGCGCGGGCGCCGCCCAAGUCCCCUGCACUUGCGCCCAACUCCCCCGCAGUUGCGCCCAAUUCCCCCGCUGUAGCUGCGCGUGACGGUCAAGGGGGAAGUGUGUUGGGUUCCCCCGCCCCACAGGCGUUGGAGGCUCAAAGAGUGGAUCAAGGGGAGCAGGCGGAACAAGGCCGUAACGAGUUCGGCGCGGAUGGCGCAGGGGAUCAUAAUGCUGGAGACGCCGAACCAAUCGGGGACUCGCAGCGUGCUGUAGCGCAUACGGGGCCCGCUAUAGCGGACACUGGGCGGAAGGAUCAUGAGGGGGCGGAUGGUGAAGGGGGAGCGGGGACAGACGGGGCGAAAGACGCGCAGGGCGGAAGCUCGGAGGCGGGCGGAGCGGAACAGACAGGACAGGAGGGCGGGGAGGGAACAGCGCCCCUGGCCGCGGGAGACGCGAAUGGGGGCCUAGUCAAAAGGGCUGGAGAAGGUGAAGGGGAAGGGGCGGAGGGCGCGAUGGGCGGAAUUUCCAGUGCGCCAGUUGCGCAGACGAACACUGCUCCGGUAGCGGGAGCGGUGGCGCACGCGGAUGAGGAGAAGGCGGAGAAGAUUGUGUUGGCGGGAUACAGCAACGACCGCGACCAGCGAAGCAACGAUCACGAACAUCAACAUGCACAGGGGCACGCGCAAGGGCACGCGCAAGGGCACGCGCAAGGGUACGCGCAAGGGCAUGCGCAAGGGCAUGCGCAUGGGCAAGCGCAUGGGCAAGGGCAAGAGCAGGGGCAAGGGCUAGGCGCGAGCCUCCAGCUGCCGUCCACCGCUGGCGCGCAGGAUAUAGCGCACACUGCGGGGGAAAACAAUAGCCCCGCGCAGGCCGCAGGGGUGCAAGCGGGCGGAGAAGCGGCAACGGGACGCGGAACCGACUCUUUUGCAGAAGAGAGACCGGGGAACGGGGGGCCGGGCGGGGAAGGGUCGGAUGGGAUGGGCGGAGAAGGGGGGGACGGCGGAGAGGACGAGGAUUCGGAAGAGGGCGUGGAGAAGGAGGCGAGCCGCAUGCUGUCGUCGCAGUACCGCGGGGUGGUGCCGCAGCCCAACGGGCGGUGGGGCGCGCAGAUCUACGAGAAGCACAGCCGCGUGUGGCUCGGCACGUUCAACGGCGAGGAGGACGCGGCGCGCGCGUACGACCGCGCCGCGCUCAAGUUCCGAGGGAGGGAUGCGAUGACGAACUUUCGGCCGAUGCCCGAGUCGCACCCCGAGAUCUGCUUCAUCAUGUCGCAGCCCAAAGAGAAGGUGCGCUCCCUCACUCGCCGCUCCCGCUCCCACAUGCUCCGCCCCCCGCCUCCCUCCCUCCGGCCUCCUCCCCCCGCGCUCCUCCCCCCCACUUCCUCCCCUCCGCCUCUUCCCCCACCGCGCUUUUUCCGCCUUUCGACCUGCCUGCUGGUGGACAUGCUGCGCAAGCACACGUUCGAGGAAGAGCUCGCCAACGCGAACCUUGCGGAAGCCGCCACGUCUCCGCCUGCGCAGCCCAACGCGCACGCGCUCGCGCUCCCCGCGCCUUCCACGCAGCAUGGGCAAGGGCAGGGCGCGCUGAUGCUGCCGACGCAGGGACAGGCGCAUCCCCACGACCCCCCUUACCCUGGACAUUCCCCGCUCUCGCUUCCGCCAUCCGCGCAUCUCCACCCCGCGUCCUCCGGUUUCCCCGCCGGUUCCUCCCCCUCUGCGCCGCUCGGCCCAGGUCGCCCCGCGCAAGACGGCGCGGGGACGCCCCUCCGCAUCGUUGGGAGCGCCGGCGCUCCCGCAGGCGCGGGAAUGGGCGGCGGGCGGGAACUGGGGUUCCCCGCUGCGGACGCGGCGCAGUCAGGCGGAGGGGGGUUCCAUGGGGGAGGGGGCGGAGCAGGGGGAGGAGCGGGACCAGGCGGGUAUGGCGGAGGGGCCGGCCAGGUGAUGGGGGCAGCCGGGGGAGGCGCAAUGGCAGGAUCGAUGGGGGGAGGCAUGGGCGGAGCGAUGGGCGGAGGCGGCGGGGGCGGGGGUGGCGGGGGUGGCGUGAGCAUGGCGGGGAAGGAGCAUCUGUUUGAGAAGGCGGUGACGCCGAGCGACGUGGGGAAGCUGAACCGGCUGGUGAUUCCCAAGCAGCACGCGGAGCGCUGCUUCCCGCUCGACCCCAACCUGCCCACGCCCGCCAUGACUCUCUCGUUUGAGGAUGAAGCUGGGAAACACUGGCGCUUCCGGUAUUCGUACUGGAACAGCAGUCAGAGCUACGUGCUGACCAAGGGGUGGAGCCGCUUCGUCAAGGAGAAGCUUCUAGUCCCGGGGGACAUCGUCUACUUCCACAGGGGCACCUUUUCAGGCGCCUCAACACUCCCGCCACACCUCCAUCCCCCUCUCGCCCACGCAGGGGCACCUUUUCAGGCGCCUCAACACUCCCGCCACACCUCCAUCCCCCUCUCGCCCACGCAGGUACUCGUAUUGGAACAGCAGUCAGAGCUACGUGCUGACCAAGGGGUGGAGCCGCUUCGUCAAGGAGAAGCUUCUAGUCCCGGGGGACAUCGUCUACUUCCACAGGGGCACCUUUUCAGGCGCCUCAACACUCCCGCCACACCCCCAUCCCCCUCUCGCCCACGCAGGUACUCGUAUUGGAACAGCAGUCAGAGCUACGUGUUGACCAAGGGGUGGAGCCGCUUCGUCAAGGAAAAGCUGCUCGUCCCGGGAGACGUAGUCUACUUUCACAGGGGCACCGCGGGUGACCUCUUUAUAGGCUUCCGCCGCCGCCCCGCGCAGGGCUUCGCGCCCUCCGCCGCCGCAUCCAGCGGGGGCGCGGGCGCCGCGCUGGGCUCCGCGGACGGGGCGCAAGACGACCCCAUGGGGCUGCAGGGGAGGUCCUGGCGGAGGCCCUCCCCGCCCCGCCAGGCGGGCGGGGCGUAUGGGGGGUUUGGGGGAGGCGGGCAGCGGAGAGCGGACGGGGGAGGGUAUGGGCGGGACGAGGGGGAGGAUAGUAUGGAUGGGGAGGUGGGGAGUGUAGGCGGGGGCGGGGGAGGGGGCGGGGGAGGGGGCGGGGGAGGGGGCGGGGCGGAGCAGGGGAAGCUGGGCGCGAGCAAUCUCGCGGCGCUGGCUGCAGCGAAGCUUCCUGCGUCGCUGCUGGCACAGCUGGGCCCGUCGGGCGUGGCGCAGCUGGCGUCACUGCUGACGUCAGUGUCAGGUCAGGGUGGGCUGACCCCUGCCGUGCUGCUCUCUCAUAUCCAGCAGAUUCAACGUCAGAAGCAGCAACAGCAGCAGCAGCAGCAACAGGCGCCGUUGCAGCACCAGGAGCAGAAAGAGGAGGAACUGGAGGAGGAAGAGGAGGACGAGGAAGACCACUUGCAGCAGCAGGGGCAUGGGCAGGGAGGGGGUGCGAUGGAGGGCGAGGGGGCAGUGAGCGAGAUAGUCCCUGGGGUGGUGAAGGGUUCAGUACAGGAGCAGCUGGUGAAUGCCGCAGUGGCUAAGGGGCUGGCUGCGGGGCUGUCGAGGGACCAGAUCGUGUCGUCCAUUGCCGCCCUGCUCGCGCAGCAGCAGGCCAUGCGCAACUCCUCCUCCGCUACAGACAAAGCUGGUGAUGCGCACGGCGGGGCGGCGCCGCAUGGAGACGGCGGCGCGGGUGGAAUGAGUGCGCCGUCUUUGCUGGUAGCGCCUGGGGCAGCGGGGGCGGGAGGGGCAACAGGUCCAGGGGGAGGAAUGGGGGGAAUGGGGGGGAUGGGGGGCAUGAAUACAGAUGGUCACGAGCCAGAGGGAGCAUGGGAGCAGGGCGGUCCGCCCCAGGCUCCCCCUUCUCUCCACCCGCCCCUCUUCCACAUGCCACAGUCGCUACCUCCCCUGGGUGGCACUCGGCCAGGGGGGUACGGAGGGGCGGGGGGCCUGGCGGGGAGGAAGCGGGCAGCGCCGGAGGACUCAGCAGAGCCGUCGGGGAGUCGGGGGGACGGGGGGGACGGGGGCGCGGACGAUGGCGCGUCCAUGGCGUCUGGCAUGGGCGGGGGGAAGCGCUUGGCGUCCCUUGCUGCUGCUGGCAGUGCGGCUGCUGGUGGGGGUGGCGGGGGGAGUUUCGGGGGAGGUGGUGGAGGGUUAGGUGGGUUGAUGGGUGCGCGGAUGAGUGGGCUUGGUGACGCUGGUAGGGAGGCUUCUGGCGGCUCUCCCUUUUACCAGCACCAGCAGCAACACAACCAGCAGCCGAACCAACAGAUGCCACAGAUGCAGCAGCAGUCACGGGGAGGGUUCAUGGGAGCAGCAGGUGGUGUGGCAGGCGGAGCAGGGACAGGAGGCGGCGGAGGUGGUGGUGGUGGUGGUGGUGGGGGCAGAGGGGGCUCCCCCCCCUCCAGCCUGGGCCCUGAGCGCUCAGGCAACUCCUCCCCUGGUGCUGCAGGCGCGGGCAUGAUGGGGGGCGCGGGGGAUGGCGCAGGGGGAGGCGGAGGUGGAUUGGGGGGGCUGUCAGGGUCAGCAGACGCAGCAGGCUUGGGAGCAGGGAGCAUGGCGGAUAACGCAGGGGGAGCGGGCGCGAGGGGCGGGGCAUUAGGGGGAGGGGGAGGGGGAGGGGGAGGGGGAGGAGGAGGAGGCGGAGGCGCGGGGGGAGAGGAGAGCUUGAGAGUGAAGUGCUUUGUGGAAGGGUCACCGUUUGGUGUGUCGGUGGAUUUGAGUCGGUUCCAGUCGACGCAGGAGCUGAGGGAGGCGCUGCUGUCAGUCACAGAGGGGUCGUCUGUGGUGUACCAGGACCGCGAGGGGGAUAUGAUUCUGCUGGGUGACGAGUCAUGGGAGUUCUUUCUCAAGUCGGUGCGACGCAUGUACAUCCGCCGGUGA
This is a messenger RNA of Closterium sp. Naga37s-1, 4962 nucleotides long. NCBI's taxonomy places the organism in Eukaryota, Viridiplantae, Streptophyta, Zygnematophyceae, Desmidiales, Closteriaceae. The record is from the annotation of a GenBank genome assembly.